Phyllostomus discolor (pale spear-nosed bat) is the source of this 5519-nucleotide messenger RNA. RefSeq names its product kinase D interacting substrate 220 (gene KIDINS220). The transcript has 30 exons. Bases 194 to 5503 code for a protein of 1769 amino acids. Gene Ontology annotation, molecular function: protein binding. NCBI's taxonomy places the organism in Eukaryota, Metazoa, Chordata, Mammalia, Chiroptera, Phyllostomidae. The record is from RefSeq and is a predicted model, not a curated record.
CGAGGGCACGUGAUCUGUCAGCUCGGAGAGACGGAGGAAAAUGGCCGCCGGGUGUGUGCGGGGCUACGUGCUGGAAGCCGCUUCGUCCGCGUUUCCCGGUUUCUAACAGCGCCUGCGGCAGAGCCGGCCCUUCCCGCCCGAAGCGUCCGUGGCCGGCUGUGAGACGGCAUUGGGACCACAGCGCUCUGUGAAGAUGUCAGUUCUGAUAUCGCAGAGUGUGAUCAAUUAUGUAGAGGAAGAGAACAUUCCUGCUCUGAAAGCUCUUCUAGAAAAAUGCAAAGAUGUGGAUGAGAGAAACGAGUGCGGCCAGACCCCGCUGAUGAUAGCCGCGGAGCAGGGCAGCCUGGAGAUAGUGAAAGAGCUGGUGAAGAAUGGAGCUAACUGCAACCUGGAGGACUUGGAUAACUGGACAGCACUCAUAUCAGCCUCCAAGGAAGGGCACGUGCACGUGGUGGAAGAGCUGCUCAGGUGUGGGGCCGACGUGGAGCACCGAGACAUGGGAGGAUGGACGGCUCUGAUGUGGGCGUGUUACAAGGGCCGCACCGAGGUGGUGGAGCUGCUCCUUUCCCACGGUGCCAACCCCAGCGUCACCGGUCUGCAGCACAGCGUCUACCCCAUCAUCUGGGCGGCAGGGAGGGGCCACGCCGACAUAGUGCGCCUCCUGCUGCAGAACGGCGCGAAGGUCAACUGCUCCGACAAGUACGGGACCACCCCUCUGGUGUGGGCUGCACGGAAGGGCCACCUGGAGUGUGUCCGGCAUUUGUUGGCCUCGGGGGCUGACGUGGACCAAGAAGGCGCUAACUCCAUGACCGCGCUCAUCGUGGCCGUGAAAGGAGGCUACACGCAGUCGGUGAAGGAGAUUCUGAAGAGGAGCCCCAACGUGAACCUGACGGACAAGGACGGAAACACGGCCUUGAUGAUCGCGUCCAAGGAGGGGCACACGGAGAUUGUGCAGGACCUGCUCGACGCCGGGACCUACGUGAACAUGCCUGACAGGAGCGGGGACACCGUGCUGAUUGGAGCCGUCAGAGGUGGGCACGUGGAAAUCGUGCGAGCGCUCCUCCAGAAAUACGCCGACAUAGACAUUCGGGGGCAGGACAAUAAGACGGCUCUGUACUGGGCGGUAGAGAAAGGAAACGCAACCAUGGUGAGGGACAUCCUGCAGUGCAGCCCGGACACGGAGAUCUGCACCAAGGACGGUGAGACCCCGCUGAUAAAGGCCACCAAGAUGAGGAACAUCGAGGUGGUGGAGCUGCUGCUGGACAAAGGCGCUAAGGUGUCUGCCGUGGACAAGAAGGGGGACACGCCUUUGCACAUCGCCAUCCGCGGGAGGAGCCGGAAGCUGGCCGAGCUCCUGCUGCGGAACCCCAAAGACGGGAGGCUGCUCUACAGGCCCAACAAGGCAGGCGAGACGCCCUACAACAUCGACUGCAGCCACCAGAAGAGCAUUCUCACUCAGAUAUUUGGAGCCAGACACUUGUCCCCCACGGAGACGGAUGGGGACAUGCUGGGCUACGACCUGUACAGCAGUGCCCUGGCGGACAUCCUCAGCGAGCCCACCAUGCAGCCGCCCAUCUGCGUGGGGCUCUACGCCCAGUGGGGGAGCGGCAAGUCCUUCCUCCUCAAGAAGCUGGAGGAUGAAAUGAAGACUUUCGCGGGACAGCAGAUCGAGCCCCUCUUCCAGUUCUCGUGGCUGAUCGUGUUCCUGACGCUGGCGCUCUGCGGCGGCCUCGGGCUGCUGCUCGCCUUCUCGGUGGACCCCAGCCUCGGCGCGGCCGUGUCCCUCAGCGUCCUGGCCCUCCUGUACAUGCUGUUCAUCGUCAUUUACUUCGGCGGCCGAAGGGAGGGCGAGAGCUGGACCUGGGCCUGGGUGCUCAGCACCACGCUGGCCAGACACAUCGGCUACUUGGAGCUGCUCCUGAAGCUGAUGUUCGUGAACCCGCCCGAGCUGCCGGAGCAGACCACCAAGGCUCUGCCUGUGCGGUUCUUGUUCACAGACUACAACCGGCUGUCCAGUGUGGGCGGGGAGACGUCCAUGGCCGAGAUGAUCGCCACCCUCUCGGACGCCUGCGAGCGGGAGUUCGGCUUUUUGGCCACCAGGCUCUUCCGCGUGUUCAAGACGGAAGACACGCAGGGUAAGAAGAGAUGGAAGAAAACGUGCUGCCUCCCGUCUUUCGUCAUCUUCCUGUUCAUCCUCGGCUGCAUCGUUGCUGGGGUCACCCUUCUGGCCAUCUUCCGGGUCGACCCGAAGCAUCUGACAGUGAAUGCUGUGCUCAUAUCCAUUGCGUCCGUGGUGGGCUUGGCCUUCGUGCUGAGCUGCCGGACCUGGUGGCAGGUGCUGGACUCCCUGCUGAGCUCCCAGAGGAAACGCCUGCACGGCGCCGCCUCCAGGCUGCACAAGCUGAAGAGCGAGGGGUUCAUGAAAGUCCUGAAGUGCGAGGUGGAGCUGAUGGCCAGGAUGGCGAAGACCAUCGACAGCUUCACGCAGAACCAGACGCGGCUGGUGGUCAUCAUCGACGGGCUGGACGCCUGCGAGCAGGACCGAGUGCUCCAGAUGCUGGACACCGUGCGGGUCCUGUUCUCGAAGGGCCCCUUCAUCGCCAUCUUCGCGAGCGACCCGCACAUCAUCAUCAAGGCCAUCAACCAGAACCUCAGCAGCGUGCUGCGCGACUCCAACAUCAACGGGCACGACUACAUGCGCAACAUCGUGCACCUGCCCGUCUUCCUCAACAGCCGCGGGCUGAGCAGCGCCCGGCGGCACCUCGUCGCCACGGCCACCAACGGGGACCUCCCGUGCUCGGACGCCAUGGGGGCCCAGGAGGACGCGGACCGGCGGGUCUCGCAGAACAGCCUCGGGGAGCUGACGAAGCUCGGCAGCAAGACGGCGCUCAACCGGCGGGACACCUACCGGCGGCGGCAGAUGCAGCGCACCAUCACCCGGCAGAUGUCCUUCGACCUGACCAAGCUGCUGGUGACGGAGGACUGGUUCAGUGACAUCAGUCCGCAGACCAUGAGGAGGCUGCUCAACAUCGUGUCUGUGACAGGGCGCUUGCUGCGAGCCAAUCAGAUCAGCUUCAACUGGGACAGGCUUGCGAGCUGGAUCAACCUGACCGAGCAGUGGCCGUACCGCACCUCGUGGCUCAUCCUGUACUUGGAAGAGACCGAGGGUGUCCCAGAUCAGAUGACCUUAAAAGCCAUCUAUGAAAGAAUAUCAAAGAACAUCCCGACAACGAAAGAUGUCGAGCCCCUGCUUGAAAUAGAUGGAGACACACGGAGCUUUGAAGUGUUUCUGUCCUCGAGAACCCCGGUCCUCGUGGCUCGGGACGUGAAGACCUUCCUGCCGUGCACCGUGAACCUCGACCCCAAGCUACGGGAAAUUAUCGCAGAUGUCCGUGCUGCGAGAGACCAGAUGAACAUCGGAGGGCUCGCCUACCCCCCGCUGCCUUUGCACGAGGCCCCCCCCAGGCCCCCGUCGGGCUACAGCCAGGCGCCGUCCGUCUGCUCCUCCUCCACGUCCUUCAACGGGCCGUUCGCGGGCGGGGUGCUGUCGCCGCAGCCUCACAGCAGCUACUACAGCGGCAUGACGGGGCCCCAGCACCCCUUCUACAACAGGCCGUUCUUUGCCCCACACCUUUACUCGCCACGGUACUGCCCUGGCGGCCCCCACCACCUCAUCUCACGUCCGUCUGUAAAAUCGUGUCUGCCCAGAGAGCAGAGCAGUGGCCUAGAGGCUAUCCAGGAGGACGCUGCGGAGGGGCUGCCCUCGCCCACAGCCUCCUCGAGGGGGCCGGGCCCCGCCCCAGGAGCAGUGCUGCUGAGCUCCAUGACGGUGGACGCGGUGUGCGAGAAGCUGAAGCAGAUCGAGGGGCUGGAGCCGAGCCUGCUGCCCCAGUACUGCGCCACCAUCAGGAAGGCAAACAUAAACGGCCGUGUGUUAGCUCAGUGCAACAUUGACGAACUGAAGAAAGAAAUGAAUAUGAAUUUCGGGGACUGGCAUCUUUUCAGAAGCACAGUGCUGGAGAUGAGGAGUGCGGAGAGCCAGCUGGUCCCGGAAGACCCGCGGCUGCUCAACGAGAACAACAGCGGCCCCGCCGCCCCGGGGGACCCCGCCCGGCGGGCCCCGCACAGCGAGCUGCCGCACGGCGAGCUGGCGGCGCAGACGCCCUACACGCUCAACUUCAGCUUCGAGGAGCUGAACACGCUCGGCCUGGACGAGGGUGCCCCGCGCCACAGCAACCUCAGCUGGCAGUCACAGACGCGCAGGACCCCGAGCCUCUCGAGCCUCAACUCGCAGGACUCCAGCACCGAGAUCGCCAAGCUCACGGACAAGGUGCAGGCCGAGUACCGGGACGCGUACCGGGAGUACAUCGCGCAGAUGUCGCAGCUGGAAGGGGGCCCGGGCUCCGCCGCGGUCAGCGGCCGGUCCUCCCCACACAGCGCCUAUUACCUGGGUCAGAGUUCCUCGGGGGGCUCCAUCCACUCGAGCCUGGACGCGGAGAAAGGGAGGGACAGCGAGCCGAAGCCGGAUGACGGCAGGAAGUCCUUCCUGAUGAAGAGGGCAGACGUCACAGACCACUCCUCGUCGGGGGUCUCCACCAGCGACGCCUCGCCCCUGGACCCCAUCACGGAGGAGGACGAGAAGCCCGACCAGUCGGGCAGCAAGCUGCUCCCGGGCAAGAAGUCCUCGGAAAGGUCAAGCCUCUUCCAGACGGACCUGAAGCUCAAGGGCGGGGGGCUGCGCUACCAGAAGCUCCCGAGCGACGAGGACGAGUCGGGGACGGAGGAGUCCGACAACACCCCGCUGCUCCGGGACGACAAGGACAAGAGGGCGGAGGGGAAGGCCGAGCGCGCGGCCAAGUCCCCGGAGCACAGCGCCGAGCCGCUCAGAACCUUCAUCAAGGCGAAGGAGUACCUGGCGGACGCCCUGCUGGACAAGAAGGACUCCUCCGACUCCGGGGUGAGGUCCAGCGAGAGCUCGCCCAACCACUCGGAGGCGGCCGACGACCCGCAGCUGGAGAAGGCCAACCUCAUCGAGCUGGAGGAGGACGGCCGCGGCGGGGCCCGGGGGGUCCCGCACAGCCUCAGCGGCCUGCCGGACCCCCUGGUGGCCCGCAUGUCCAUCUGCUCCGAGGACAAGAAGAGCCCGUCCGAGUGCAGCCUGACGGCCAGCAGCCCCGAGGAGAGCUGGCCCGCGUGCCCCAAGGGCUACAACCUGAACCGCACGCCCAGCACCGUGACCCUGAACAACAACAGCGCGCCGGCCGGCAGGGCCCACCAGCACUUCGACGACCGCGACGGGACCCGGGAGACGCCCCCGGUCCUCCUGAGGCCCGCCCCCAGCUCCGGCCCCGCGGCCGUUCAGAAUGAAAACCUGAAGAGCAUGGCGCACAAGCGAGCCCAGCGCGCCAGCUACACGCGGCUCUCGAAGGACUCCUCCGAGCUGCUCGCCGUGGCCGCCUCCGAGAGCACGGGCUUCGGGGAGGAGAGGGAGAGCAUCCUCUGAGGCGGACGCCCGGGCC